This is a messenger RNA of Alligator mississippiensis (American alligator), 2790 nucleotides long. It is a transcript of the gene FOXE3, whose product is annotated as forkhead box E3. Gene Ontology annotation, biological process: regulation of transcription by RNA polymerase II; anatomical structure morphogenesis; cell differentiation. The record is from RefSeq and is a predicted model, not a curated record. Gene Ontology annotation, molecular function: RNA polymerase II cis-regulatory region sequence-specific DNA binding; DNA-binding transcription factor activity, RNA polymerase II-specific. The transcript has a single exon. Lineage: Eukaryota; Metazoa; Chordata; Crocodylia; Alligatoridae. The coding region runs from base 59 to 694 and encodes 211 amino acids.
GAGGAAGCGGCCGGUGCCGCGGGGCAAGCCGCCCUACUCCUACAUCGCGCUCAUCGCCAUGGCCAUCGCGCAGGCGGCCGAGCGGCGCCUGACGCUGGGGGGCAUCUACCGCUUCAUCACGGAGCGCUUCCCCUUCUACCGCGACAACCCCAAGAAGUGGCAGAACAGCAUCCGCCACAACCUGACCCUCAACGACUGCUUCGUCAAGGUGCCGCGCGAGCCGGGCCAGCCGGGCAAGGGCAACUACUGGACGCUGGACCCGGCGGCCGAGGACAUGUUCGACAACGGCUCCUUCCUGCGCCGCCGCAAGCGCUUCAAGCGGGCCGACCUCAGCACCUACCCGGGCUACCUGCAGGGCGCCAGCGCCUUCGCCCCUGCACCGCCUCCCACUGUCUACCCUCCCGCCUACCCUGCACCGCUGCCCCCCGGCCCGCCGCCCCCACCGCCCCCGCCGCCGCCCCGCGGCUUCAGCAUCGACAGCCUCAUCAGUGCCCAGCAGGAGCUGGAGCUGGGCGCCGAGCCCUCCUGCUUCGCACCCUGCCCCUACUCGGCACCCCCGCCGCCCCUCUACGGCACCGCCGCAGCCCCCCGACGGCCCGAGCCGCCCCCCGACGCGCUGCUGGGCCAGUUUGCCACCACCGGCCCCUACCUGCGCCAGCCCAGCUUCGCCCCCGGCCUGGAGCGAUACCUGUGACCCGGGCGGGCCCAGCGGGCCGCGGUCCAGGGGCUGGGUGGCACAGGGAUGGAGCUGGACUGUUCUCCAGGAGGGACUCGGGGGAGGUUGCAUGUUACCAAAAACUUUUUCGCCAGGAGGGCAGUGAAAAAAGGAUGGAGCGGGACUGUUUUCUACUAGGGGGAGGUUGGAUGUUCAGGAAAACUUUCUCACCCUGUGGGCAAUGAAAAGGAUGGAGCUGGACUGUUUUCUCAGAGGGACUUGGGGAAGGCUGGAUGUUACGGAAAACUUUUUCGCCAGGAGGGUAGUAAAAAAGGAUGGAGCGGGACUGUUCUCCAAGAGGGACUGGGGGAGGUUGGAUGUUAAGGAAAACUUUCUAAUUAGGUGGGCAGUGAGAAAGGAUGGAGCUGGACUGUUCUCCAAGAGGGACUCGGGGGAGCUUGGAUGUUAAAGAAAACUUUCUCACUGGUGGGGUAGUGAAAAAGGAUGGAGCGGGACUGUUUUCCAGGGAGGGUUGGAUGUUAAGGAAACUUUCUAACUAGGUGGGCAGGGAAAAGGAUGGAGCUGGACUGUACUCCAGGAGGCACUCGGGGGAGGUUGGAUGUUAACGAACACUUCUUUUGCCAGGAGGGCAGUGAAAAAGGAUGGAGCGGGACUGUUUUCCAGGGGGAGGUUGGAUGUUAAGGAAACUUUCUCAACAGGAGGGUAGUGAAAAGGAUGGAGCUGGACUGUUCUCCAGGAGGGACUCAGGGAGGGUGAGGUUGGAUGUUAAGGAAAACUUUCUCACAAGGAGGCUAGGGAAGCACUGGACCAGGCUGCCCAGAGAGGUGGUGGCCUCUCCAUCCCGGGAGACUUGGAAGACCCACCUUGGUUGGGAUGAUGUGCUUGGGGAUGAUUUUGCUUGGAGCACGGGGUUGGACUUGAUGUGACCUCCUGAGGGCUCUUCCCACCCUUAUUUUCUAUGAUUCCCCUGGGGGUGAGAGGAGGAAGGCUUUCUCUGGGUGGCAAUCUCUUCUACUAGACCAGGUGUGGAGUGGGGGUGAUGCUAGACCAGCGUUGGCUGGGAGCUCUGUCGGUAACUACGUCGGAGCUUAUCCAACACCAUCACGACUAUGUUGGGGUUGGACUAGAUGUGACAUCCGGAGGUCCCUUCCAGCCCCACUUGCGAUUCAGUGAUACGUGGCUGGUCCAGUAAGAAUAUAUCACCCUUAGAAGUCCUUGCUUAUCUGCCUGGCUGCAGGCAGGGGGUUUCCUACCAGUCUCCCAGUGUCUGCACCUGCCUUGUAGAUCUGGCUGGACUUGCAAUAAUCAGUGCAGCACCCCUGGGUGUGCUAGUAUGUGAGUGGUAGGGUGGCCAUGGAGGGUCCAGAAAUGAUGUGAGAGACAAGGAUGUCUUGUGUGGAGGCAGGAUGUCUGUCUUGACUGGACCAACUAUUUAAAACUCGCAUGCCAAAGCUUGUCUAGCUUCACCCCCGCUACAGAGUUGGCCUAAUAACACCCUAAGACAUCCUUGCCUCUUUGCCUGGCUGCGGUGAGGGGGUUUCCUGCCAGUCUCUGAGUGCACUGCACCUGCCAUGCAGACCUGGCUGGAGCACACCCGACAGGGCUUGUAACAAAUAAUGCAGUACCCAUGGAUGUGGUCAUGUAUGAGGGAUAUAGCCACGAUUGACGCAGAGAUGAUGUGAGAGGCAAGGAUUUCUUAGGGUGAUUUCUUGUAUUGCCUCUAUUCCACCGCAUGUCCGUAGCUGGUCCAAUAACAGAGAUGGCUGUAAGAAAUCCUCACCCCGGAUAUAUGGCAUGUACACUGUUUGGUAGCAAACACUGUCCCACCACCUUGCAUCGGCGUCCUACCAUCUGCGUGGCAGUGCACCAUGCAUUUGAGAAGGCGUGAGAGUGCCCCUUUACUGCGUCGGCUCCCAGGCCGGAGGGCACUGUAGGAGGGGUGGGUACGCGUUGUAUAACGCACUGUGACACUAGCUUUGUAAAUAGCCCUGCACAAGGGAUUUCUCUUUUUCCCUGUUGGGUUGUAACCUGUACCCGGACAGAUAGUUACCAAAAAAAGAUUUUUUUUUAAUUGUUAUUAUUUAAGACUUAUCUUUGUCUUUCCUUGUGGGAAA